AUGACUGAAGAGACUAAACAGUUCUUGGUUGCCAAAGAGUUGGAUAUUGAGUCCAAACAGCAGGAUAAGAGGGCUGUGGAGCACAAAAGUUUGAAAGAGUCCCCUGAGCACUUUCAAAAUGUGAGUUUAGAGCAACAGGCUUUGAACAAUCUUGCUAAGUUUGGAGAAAAAGAUAGGGACAGCACGCAGCAACGUGAGGCCGUUAUUCGGCCACAGCAGGCUGGAAAAAUUGAUUUUAAGUCACUGCAAAAUCAUUCAUUUAGUAGCAACAGAACAUGGCCUAGCGGUAAGGACAGCCCUCAGUCACCCAUUGGCAAAAGUCGGAACAGAGACAAAAGUAGAAAGUCAGGGAAAGGAGAGCGUGGUAACCCGCAGCAGUUGUACAGACUGAGUAUUACAAACCCACGCUCAAAUCCAACAAUUGGGAUAGCCUAUCCACAGCAAAAAGUGUCACCUCCAAAGAAGCUUGAGUCCAGCAGGGGACCUGUCUCAGGCAGCUACAGGUUCCAUGUGCCAAGUAUUCCAGAGCGUGAGGCUGAACUGCAACAGGAGGAGCUAAACUACAACCGAUGCUUCCAGGAGGGCUCCCCCAACCUAAAUUCUCAAAGCUAUACCUCACAGGUGGUUGGCUCCACACCUGGAGGGCCUUCUCUCCAGAAUCAACCCACCACCCCACAACAGCAGCAACAGAAGCCCAGCCCAAUCGAGAGCAACAGCACACAACCUGGCAAUGAAAAUGUAUUCCCUGACUUUCAGCUGAGUGAAACGGACACUUGGCAGUCUCCAGAUAGGACUUUUAGAAGUGCUAGUUUUGGUGUUACUUCACAAAAGCCAAACAACCUUGUGGACUUGAACAAGGCCAAUGGUAGUUUUAUGUCUUUGCCAUUUCAGUAUGGAUACCCAUUGUUAGAGGAGACAGCUCCAGAUCCCUUUCCCUGUGAUCAGAAUACCCAGUCCAAAAACUAUAUUGAUAUUUCUAAUCAGGUUUCACAUAAUUCCUUUUCCUUUCAGUCCUCUGGGGAGGGACAUGAGGUCAUGCAAACUAGCACACAGUUUGGUAAUGAUCAAUCAGAGGACAGACAGUCAUACCCGUUACACCCUAAUCCUCCCCAGUAUAUGCAGACUCCACAUGGUGUGCCACCUUCUGUCCCCACAAAUGAUGACAGCUCGGUAUUAAGCACUCGCCAAUCAGAUCAGAGUAAAAUUGUUCCAGAUAAAUCUGAUUCUUUUAGCCCAAUAGACAGCCGGGACACAGGCCUUGCAGUAGGGGGCAAAAGAGGCUGCCAUCAUAAAAAUGGCACCUCCAGCCAGAGAGUUCUUAUUCAAGGCAGUGCACAUCAUAUUAGGGAUACUGCACAAGGCUCAAGUUCCCAGAUACAUGUAAUUAGUUCUCCACAUAAUGGUAUUCACGUUGGACCAGUGCCUGUUGACAAAAGUGUCUGUAAACACCACAGCAGAGUAUCACACCCAUGGGAAGGACCAAACAAAGCCUUUCCACCGCCAUUUAUAGACCCGAAUCCUACACCUUACCCCUUUCAGUACCAGCCUGCACCAGAACAAAGACAAAACACUGGCAUUAAUGCCCGUAUGCCUUGGCAGCAGACACGCUUCACAACUGCCUUGCCAAACCAAAACAGGAUUGAUCUUUCCAGACAACUGAGCAAUCAGCAGCUCACUUUUUUGGUAGGCCCAUCAGACUGGCAAGAUGAUAAUAAGCCACACAAAACUAGCAACCAAAAAUGUUCUAACAACUUUCUCAGCAAAAAGACAAAUGAGGGAUUCUCAAAUCAAAGGCAAGACAGUGUCAAGCAAGGUUGCAAUACAAUUCCACCCUGUCAUUUCACAAAUAAGGUGGACACAAAUCAAGGCCAGGUGGGUGAUGCCAAGAAUAAGUCAUUAUACUUUGGCAUGAACCACACAGUGCCUGUGACAUCAUCAAGAAACUGUACCUACCCUCAAUUACAUGUAGCACCCAUAGGGCUAAGGAUGGUGUCUCCAUAUGACUCUCCUUCACAUUCACCCACUCAAAAUCCAGCCUCUAGCAGUACAUGCUCUUCACUUUCACCAGCCUCCACAAACUCUGUAAAUAGUAACUCUGAUGACAGCCAAAUUUCAAAGGUUCUGUCCCCUCAGUUUUAUCACCAGCAACAGGAUAAAGCACUGAUAUCAUCCAAUAACCUCAACACUAACCAGCAUCAUUACCAUUCCGACACAUCCAGAGGCUUGUACUACAAACAAGACAGAGCCAAAGAGAACAUUUUAAAUUUCAUACCAAAUAACAGGCAUUCAAAGCCCACCAUGGACAAUGGGAAAGGUUGUUUAGACACCUACAGAACAGAGCACCAUCCUCCACCUCCAUACUCCGCCCACCAACUACUCACCACAUCAUUAGCCACAGCAAACCUUGACCAACUGGAUGUGCUUUUGACAUGCAAGCAAUGUGAUCAGAAUUUUAAUAAUCUUGCCUCUUUUCUUGACCAUAAGCAGUACUGUGGACAGCAUACAUUUGCACAAAAUGACUUAAAAGAUGUGCCAAAAGUGGAGGAUGCAAGGAAAUAUCAGACAGACCACACAAAAGCCAUGUCAUCAGGAUCCAGUUAUGCAAUUUUACGGAGCUCUUCAGACUUGCAUCUGUCUCUGCUUGGACUUAACAAAAAUGGGGAGAUAUUACCAGAUAAUGAAACCAAAGGAGAUAUAAAAGAUGAUCCAAUGAAACUGAUGCUACCAUCUGCACCCUUGCCUGACUUAGAGAUGGAAGAUCCCAAAUUGGAUAGCCUUAUCAUAGAGGCUUUAAAUGGACUAGGUUAUCAGUCAGACAAUGCAGAGAUUGAUAGCAGCUUUAUUGAUGCAUUUGUUGAUGAUGAUCUUACCACUACUAAAUGCACAUCAACAAGACAGACUCUGACAAAUAAAGACUCAACAAUGUUCGAAGUUAGAACUAACAACGGGUCAAUGUCCAGUGAAAGACCUCAAGCACAUAGCAAAUAUCCAUUUGACACAGAUUUAGACAGCCUUAGUUCGGACAGAAAACACACAGACAACUCUUUCAAAGAAAAUAAAUUUGAGUCAAUGCAAAAUGAGGAAGAUCUUAAAAUGGAAACCUUAACAACAGAUUCAAAGUCACAAGAGUCCAGCAAACAAUUUGAGUGGGAAACAAAAUCAGAAAAAGUAGACCAGGAAAAUUAUGAUUCUAAGUUUCUAUUAUCAGGUAAAUUUUCUGCAAGAUCUGGGCUUAAAAGCUUUCAAGGCAGAACAGCAUUAGUUAAAACAACAUGUCCUAGAUCCACCUCUGCCACCAAAAGUCCUACAGCUCAGAAACCAAUAGCAACAGAGGGAAAAAGAAAAAGGACUGGUGGGGGAAGCUGGAGCAAAGAGCUUAUUCACAAAAUUGUUCAACAAAAGAACAAGUUGCACAAACUGCAUGUAAAAGGCACAAAAAACAUGCAGUUUUCACUUGUGAUGGAAAGAGUGACUCCUGCAGUGCAGAACCCUACUUUCAGGGAGUAUGACUAUGUUUCAGACUCAGAUGAGGACUGUGAGCCUGUGAAGAUAGCCAGUCAGGGGCGCCUCAGUCAGAGCAUUCGCUGCAAGUACACUUACACUAAAGAGUGCAAGGGGAGGAUUCAUGCUGACAAGAGCCGGGAAAGUUCAUGGAAACAAAACAAAAAUGAAUGCUUUGAAGCCAAGAAAGUUUUGGAUGCCUCUCCAUCAUUGAUAAAAGAAACUCCUGGUCACCAGAGGCUGCGAAGACGGAGCAGUAGGUCUUCCACGAGCAGUGAACUAAGCACAUCUAUAAGUAUCUGUAGCGAUAGCAUUAACAGCCCCAAAAGUACUGAUCAUACAGAUUCAGAAUCUGAGAAAAGAAUGGAAGUACAAAGGAAAGAUCAUGACUCCCUUGAGCAAAAUGGGUACGAGGACUCUCCGCCAAGAAUACGGAAAGAGUCAAGCACAUCACUGGCUUUGACCUUUACAAAAAACACAAAAAGGUACAGCACUGAUAAGAUAUUACUCACUGAACACAAGGAUAGGUUCACUACUUCAAAAUGCUCAAGCAUUAUCUGUAAAACUGAAGAGACUGCAUCUGAGCAUACAAUGACCAAAAGCACUGUCAGCCUCGCAAGAUUCAAAACCACCCUUCUAGAAAUAGAGGAAAAAGGGGACCACUACGGUUUUGAGACAGGAAUUCUAGCAACCACAGAAGAGCCAUUCAAAAAAGAUUAUCCAAAAAAUAUCACAUCACCCAGAGGGUCUGACAUAGCACUGAAUCCAAUGGAAACCACCAACAAUAGGGAAUCUAGCCAUGCUUUUAAACUAAAAAAAGAUGUUGUUACAUCAAAGGGUAAAUCCCACAAAAAGAGAAAAAACAGUUCUGAAUACUCAGCGCCCAUUUUGGAGACAAGCAGCAAUGACAAUCCAUCCAGUGAAGAAGCCAAGAGAAGCUCGAGUGGUCUAUUCUCUGAUCCUCCACCUCUUUGCAGUUCACUCAUGGACAAAGUGUGUUUAUUGCCUUCUAAAAUGCAUGAUACUUCUGCACAGAAGGAUGGUCAAUGUCUCAUGCCUUACACUUCAGAACAUGAUCAGAGUCUAAUAAAGUCACCCCUUUCUUUUGACACAACAUCAAUGUUUGGUGACCUUUCAGUGGGAGUUUUUGAGAACAAUCUUUAUCCAGAGAUUCAGCUUGCCAAAGAGAGCUUUAGUCCUUUGGAAACCACUACAGAUAAGAAGGAACUGUUUGAAUCAUCAUUCUCACCAUUCUUGGAGCAGAGAGACUGGAAUCUGAUGGUUGACGUUACUCCUGAGCUUCCUGAUGAGAUUUCUCAGUACAAAGAGGACUCGGACUCCAAUGAGAAUGAGACCAAUUCUAGCCAUGUAUCCUUCUCUUUGCCUGAAAGAUUAAUGGACUAUAAUCCAAAUCUCAACAACAGCGUGUCAGUUGAUGAUCUGGAAAUAAAAAGGAUUGUUACAGAGCUUGAGAGUCAGCUCCAAACAGCUAAGCUAAGCAGCCCUCCGCCAUUAGACAGUGAGCUGCCAAAACAGCUGACCAUGAGUAAAUUCUCUCCACUGAGACUUGACCCUGAUAGUGAAGAUGAAGACAAUGGCUUGGAGAUGAACUGUCCCUCAGAGAACAUACCGAUUGCUACAUCAGUAGACUCGCAUGCACCAAUGUUCCCAGAAUCAGACUUACCAUGGUCUAGCCCCCUCCAGUUUGGGUUGAUGUGUGUUCAACAAGGUCUUCAUACUCCGACACAUUCCUCUACUAUUAACACACCAACCGAAUCAGGACAUGACCAUUUGGAUUUAAAGGACAGCAUGGGGCUGACUGAUCUGAACACAGAAAACUGUCCACCUUUGCAUCUAGAGGACAAAACUGAGAGGAGCAAGUUCUUGGACAUUGCCACCACCAGCAAGUCAGAAGAGAUGCUUGAACAUGAAAUGUACACAGAAAAUCUGAUGAAGAGCCUGGAAGUGAUCUCAGAUUCAUUGUCUUCAGGGUUCACAUCACCUCAGUCAUCACCUAAUCAAGAAUGUGGGGUUCUUGAGGAGCAUGAAAAAUCAGACAAUGAAAACUCAGAACACAGUGAUAAGUCUAAAAAAAUGGAAUUUAAAAACUCAGAAGCAGAGCUGACAAAUUUCUUAGUGGAGACAAACAAGUUAUCAGAUCAACUACAAGAGUCAUCAACCAGUGACAUUGUCAGGUCAAAAACAGAAAAUGGAGCCAAAGCCAGCCUCAUGGAGAGUAGUAAUGUCACUCUUCACAAUGGCGACUUAUUAGUUAAAGAACAACAGCUUACUGAGAGCUCCUUUGAGAUUCCUCAAACUAAAUGCUAUGUGGACUCCAAGGAAAUAGACACACAGUCUGUAGUCUGCACUGAUGGACAACAUUGUGAGUCUUCUGUCAUACAAACUGAUAAUACUGAGACUGAAACAAUGUUGGAUGUAAAAGAUGUAAAAGACUCGAGUCAAGACUAUAAAAUAUCUCACCUCUCAACAUCCACAGCCACACUAAAAAAUGAAAAAACUAUGUGCGUAAAAGAAGAGAGGCAAAAAUAUGAUGGUGAUGAGUCAGUUCUAAUCGUGGUGCCAGAACCCAUUUAUAAAGAGAAUGGGCAUUCCUGUAAUAAAAUAAUGGGAGCAACAGACAAUCUCUCCGAUACAGACAUCCAGCCACUGCUUUCAAACAUCAAGUCUCCUUGCAGUGAGGACUAUUUUUUGACCCCUCCACAACAUAGUGGGACUUGUGAAAUUAAUACACAAGUGGCUUCUCCUAAACAUCUCCCUGUGGGUCAAGAUGACCAUGAAUUUACAGACAGUGUGAAAAGAGCCACACCUGAAAUGACAUUGUUUCCUGCACCAGAAUGUGAAGAGAAUCAGCAAAAGAACAUUGAUCAGAUUCCUGAACAUCUAUCUGUGAAUCAUCCCCCACAGUUUUCUCACAACUCUAUUCAAAGCCCUUCUGAGCUGAGAGGUAACAGUCCAGUGCCAGGUGGCUUGAAUGAUUUUAACACAGUAAGCCCUGCACUGAGGAAAACCAGACCAGCCCUGGAAGACAAAAACUCAGAGGACAUAAAUAUUGGCAGGUCAUUAGAAACUUUUGAUUCAGCAGCAACAGGAAUAGAUAAUUCAUUUAUUCCCCAUCUGGAUUUAGUAGAAAUCACAGAGAGUAAAAUGUCUAGCCCUGUGACACAGUUGGCUGUGGACAGCACCUCAAACCAAUCUUUUGGUGAUACUUCUGAGUAUCCUGAGGCAUUGGACGUCUCUCAACAUAAAGGUUCACUGUAUGAUUUGAAACUAAGCCCUAUGCAUUACAGUGAAACAUGUUUUAGGGACUACAACUUCACCUCUAAAUGUUUAAACAAAGGAGAUGACCAGUCUGAAAUUAAAUCAUGCUCCACAGACAAUUACAUUCUCAGUUCUUGUGCUCUUUCUCUUGAUAAACCAUUGCCAUCCAACACACAGCAUAAUGCAAAUGGACAUGAGCCAGAUAUUCAGGGUCACUUUAUUGGACUUAAUAUACCAGAAACCUCUAGAAAUGACAAUACUGACCAAACUGAUAUUACAUUUUCAUUUGUCUCAGCUACAUGCAGUAAUUAUGCUAAGGACGUCACUCCAGUUGACUCUGAACUAAAAAAACUUCUCCAAAAUGAUAUGAAUGGUGGUCCACUUGAAACAGUUGUUUACAUGGAUCUACCCCUCAAACUUCUGAAGAGAGCAGAUUCUGAGAUGCUGGGCAAUCAGAUCAUUACCAAUAAGAAUGAUGCACUUUUGCAGAGGUCCACUAUGCUAGAUAUUAAGGAAACACCUAAACCUUUGAUAGAUCUUACAUGCCCACCUGUCCAAAACAAAGGACAGUGUUCAAAGCCAAGUGAAACAAAAACCUCACCGAGAAAGGGUGGUACACAGAAUGCAGUUCAAAGAAAAUUUCAGUGUGAAAUAUGUGCAAUGUUCUUUCGUACUCUACCUGGACUUAAAAGACACACAGCCAUGAAGCAUGUAGUAAAGAUGGAAGGGAUUUCCAUUGAAAAUGGAAAUAUGAGCAGUCAAGUUUUAAUACCUACUUACCAUAUGUCCCACCCAAUCGAAAAAGCUCUGAAAGAUGGCAUGGAUGAUAUGGGUCCAGCGGUUCUUUUGCAUGCAAACAGAAGUGAAAUCCAAGUUGGACAAGAACAUCAGGCAGAUCCACCUCUGAUUUUUGAAGAAAUUGCAAGUAAUGCGGAUGUGUCAAAGAUCCCAGAAAGUCAUGUUAUGGAUCAAGCAACAACUGUAAAUGAAAAAGCUAAUAACAUCAGCAAAGUAAAGAAUAACAAUACCAUGGAAAUCAGCAGUGAAAUGUCUGCUCCAAAACUGGUAAAGAAAGACUCUUUUUCAAAUGAAAUACUCAACAUACUAAAAAAUGAUAUACUGCAAUCUGUCUCUCCGGAUGUCCCCUCAAUGCUGCAUGAAAACUGUCCUAAGUCAACUGAAAAUCAGGGCCCAAAUAGCAGCCACGACUAUCAGAAUGUCACUGUGAGAGAAGAGCAUACGAGCAUUGGAACUGUCAGCACCAAAGAGCAAAAGGAAGAAACUUUUACAGAACGGUCCAAAUUGUAUAAGAAAGAAGUUACAUGUGAUGAUGAUGAUGUUGUGAAAAUGUAUUGUGAUAUUCAACCGAAAUAUGUUCACACAGAAGAUAUCCACUAUCCACUUGUGGAUUCCAUUCUGGAUAUCAAGCAUGAGAGCACUUGUUCUCUCACAGAAGACAGCCACGCACUUACAGGUACUCCAGGACUAGGACCUAAUCUGAAGGCUUUAUUUGAUGACGAAAGCACUUUUUCUCAGUUAUUUCCAAGAAAUGAUGACAGGAAAAGGAAAAAAUGUGCAAGGGUCUAUGGUAAAAGCAACAAAAAGCAAAAACAACUGUCCUGUUUAGUUCUAGACCAUCCUCCCAUUAGUGUCUUUAUUGAUAAAUGUGAGGAGUCUAAAGAAAACAAGAUGGGCCAGAUGUUUACCAAUGACACAAAUGACCAUUGCGAAUAUGAAACCAUAUCAAUUGAUGAUGCUAACAUGCUUGAGAUGUGUCACAAAAGCUCAGUCAAGAGCUCCAUAGAGAACGCUUGUCACUUAAAAGAUGACCUAAUGGAUCAUCAGGCUGGAUAUGAGGAAAAUGCAUUAACUGGCAUUACUUUUGACACAAUUAGACAACCCUUGGUCCAUCAGGAUGAAUCAGAAGGCACAGUCACAGAGAACACAGUGUCAACACUUCCUCAGGAAGAUUGCCAACCAAAGGCCUCUCACUCCCCUAGCAUUGAGAUACCAAGCCUUGAUACUUUAAUUCAGCUUCCUGUACCAUUUUUUGAGCCUGGGAAGGAUAUACCAUUGGUUGAGACCAUUGCAAGCCCUGAACUGAAAGAUCCUUUAAGAUCUUGCAAAAAACUUACAGAGCGGAAGUGCAGAAAACGCAUUGAACCUGGACUGAAACCCAAGGAUAAGCAGUACAAAUGCAAGGUGUGUUUCACAUGGUUUCUCACUUUAGGUGAACUAGAUUUCCACAAGCUCUCUCACAAUCCAUCGCCUCCUCCAACUUGCUAUAUGUGUGUCCAACGCAAAUUUAGCUCCCGUGAACAGCUUCGGGACCAUCUCAGGGAGAAACAUGCCAAGAACAAAGCAGGCGGUUGGACUUGUGGCAUGUGCUUGAAAGAAAUCUCAGAUGUCUGGAUGUACAAUGAGCACUUGCGAGAGCAUGCCACACAGUUUGCGCGAAAAGGACAGACUCAAAGUUCCCUCCUGGAUAUUCCUGGGUGUUUUAUGCAGCAAAAUGCUGUGAAGAACUUCAUAUCUUCAAUUAUGCUGCAUCGACCCAGCAAACCUGCAAAAGAAGACACUGUUAAACCAUCAUCUAAAUUGGAGAGAAGAGCUUCUUUGUUAGUAAAUGGGCAAGAGCCGAAGAUUCCAGAAGAGGUUGAUUCCACAGGUCUGAAGAUUAAAAUGAAUAUUGGGGGAGGAGGUAAACAUUGUGCACUGACAAUGCCUGAUGUUCUACCUAAAGCAGAGACUUCUUUAAAAAAUGCUGAGAUACAUCCUAAUUGCAAAGAUCCUUCAAGGGACUGUCACCACUGUGGCAAGCAGUUUCCAAAGCCCUUCAAGCUUCAGCGGCACUUGGUUGUUCACAGCUUGCAAAAGAUUUUCCUGUGUCACAAAUGUCCACUGUCCUACCCAGAGGCAAAGGAGCUUAAAGAUCACCUGAAAAAGGAGCAUGAGGAGACAGAUGAGCUAGACUCAAAACACACUACACUGUAUACUUGUGAACUUUGUGCAGAUGUUAUGCAUGUAAUCAAGAAGUCCUUCAUAUGCAGUACCUGCAACUACACCUUUUCUAAGAAGGAACAGUUUGACCGUCAUAUGGAAAAACACCUUGCUGGAGGGAACAAGAUCUUCAAGUUCAGGGGAGUCAUGAGGCCUUGCACGCCUUUUAAUUCAAAUGUUGAUAAAUCUGACAUGCCACCGAGCAACAAGAGGAAGGCAACCGAGAGCAGCUCAGACAAAGGCAUUGUCGCCAUGCCGUCACUCAGCUUAAACAAGAGUACUGACAUGCAAGGCAUGAAGUCAGUGUUGCCCAUCAUAGAGACAACUCCAAAGAAUAGUACUGAUGAGCAUUCUACUGAAACAAACAAUACCAGUGUGAAAAUUGAAGAUGAAGCUGAGGACUUCCCUGAGGUUUUCAGGGAAAUUACACAGUGUCCAUCGGCAACAAACUCUGCUGAACAGAGUCUUAUCACAUCAGAGCUGAAGAAAGAGGACGAUAACUACUCCCCAUCUCAUAAAAUGCAAGAGUGUGAGACCAGGGAGGUCAAUACAAUUGAUAAAGAAGCUCUGACAGAAAUUUGUGAUGUAAAAAUGGAAGAUGAUUUUUGUGCAAUUCCGACUACAUUGCUAGCUUCAGAGAAUGACAUCAUUGAGAGCAAUACAAAAUGUAGUGGAAAUGACACGGUGGAGACAUAUCCCUCUGUAAACCUUGAAAAUGCAAGUGAACAGGUGGAAAUAAGGGACUCAAGCAGAUACAUACAAGUGUGCAGUCAAAUGAAUGUAAGCCUACCACAACAAGACAUCCAAGGCCUCUCAUCUUGCAUUGACUUUGACCUCUCAUCUGAGAAGCAGUCUUCAGUUGAGACAAACCAAUUAAUGCAGGAUCAAACAAUCGAGUAUUCAUUUUCUACCAAGAGAAAUGAGACUAAACAAGAAGCUCACACAGCGCAUAACAGUGAACAGCCAACUAUUCGUCUGGUUAAGCAUAUAACUGCACCCAAGUCUGUGGAUAAUGUGAAACAAAGCCUUGAAAAUAACCCAAGGUGCCUUCGUACAACUGAUGCUGCACUAUUACGUCACACCAAUAUCUCUCACAACUCCAAUCCAAGUGAAGACAAGGACUCGACCAAGCAACAAAAGAAGAGGAAAGAACUAAAGUCACCUCUCAGUUUUCAGAGAACACCAUCCCCAACUGCAAGGGAAAAUCUUGGCAUUGACCAAAGGGUCAAAAAGAAGUUCAGACCCAAUAGGUGUGAAAAUAUUGAUGGGCAAAGAAAAAACGAGCUUCACAAUGACUAUCCAGUACUUACAUCAGUAAAGGAUGACACAGUCAGCAAUAAAAUCAUCUCCAAAAACAAAAUAGGGUCUUCUAAUCUGGGCCUUCACCUAAAGAAAGGUUCUGUAGAUAGUUUUUCACCAAAAAAGGUGGAGAUUGUACGUCACUUUAAUGGGGAUUGCAAAGGGAAAAAGAACAUUUCUGUGAGACCCAUUCAUUCCCCUUCUUCCAGGAUGUCUACCCUGAACAAUUCAUUUAAUAAAUCACGGUCCAAACCAGGGGGCAGAUCCAUAGAGACUCAUUCAUAUCGUACUGCAGAGUCACAAAACAACCUCCUCAGCCAGCUGUUUGGCCAAAGACUGACUAGCUUUAAAAUUCCUUUAAGGAAGGACACUUCUGAAUCUAUUAAUUAAGGAUUAAAUGGAUGCUAUAAACGAGGAGGUAAUUAAAUUAUCCACUAGGCAUGUGAUUAAGGCAGUUUAUUCAUGAGACAAGGAUUGUAUGGCCCUGCUCUGUGAAAUCAUUUAACUCCAUGUUGAGUCACUUUAUUGCAUUCCUUUUGUAAAUGUGUAUUUACAUAUAUGUGAAGACCAACAAUAAAAUGUAUAAAUAUAGGAUGAUUGUUGGUUACAAAUAAGUUUAUUUUCUCUAUUUUAUAGUUGAGCAUUAUCUCUAAGAGACUGUAUUUCAACAACAACAAUUAAAUAGUUUUUAGGAAAAAAAUUACUUGAAAAUGAACUGAAAAUAUUUGUUUUCCAAAUAAUGCAUGACACUUUUACAAUUAAAUGUUCUAAGAUGUUUUUCUAGCAACAGGACCAAAGGACAUCCUAAGUCUGGAUCAUGUCAGUGUAUUUUAUAUGCUUCAGAGCAUUACUCUUUCAUACUCUUUUACUUUACUGUAUUGCUGAGACACUCAUUAGUAUUAGCAUUUGUAUCAACACUAAUUGGUGCUAUAUUAUUUUAUUAUUAUUUGUGUAAUGUGAACGCAAUGUCUUAUUACUGAAGGGAACAUAUAGCAAUUAUAUAAUCAAAUCAUUGCUGGUACUCGACGGUUUCGGAGGAAAUGACAAAAAAUUACUGUGCAAGAUCAAUCCAAAGAAAGGGUUGAUUUCUGUCCUAAUUUGAUCUUUUCAGAAGGCAAAGGAAUAGCCUUUUCUUUUCCAAAACUGAAUUUAGUUUGAUUUAAUCAAUAAUAUGUACUCAGGUGCUAACGAUAAUUAUUGGGCAUGAAACCCUUAGGAAUUCUUCCCAUGCACUGAUGUUUCCAUACACAAACCCCACAAAUGAUCAUCUGUCCCCCAGUUCUUUAAUUAUUCCUAUUUACUAGAACAAAAAGGUGCUUUUUUAUGUUUAUAUGUAUCUUAUAUUGUACAAUAUUGUAGGUAGAAUAUUUCCAGUGCAAUGCAUUAUGUCAAAGUUCUAUUUUAAUAAAAGAUGAAGAGAAUAAGGAAAGGGAAAUAAAAAGCCUCAUGAAGGCUCAUGAGUGGAUCACAAAGUGUAUCAUAUAAACUUGGUUAAUAAAACUUUUG
Myxocyprinus asiaticus (Chinese sucker) is the source of this 12585-nucleotide messenger RNA. RefSeq names its product zinc finger protein 469-like. The transcript has a single exon. The record is from RefSeq and is a predicted model, not a curated record. Bases 1 to 11469 code for a protein of 3822 amino acids. NCBI's taxonomy places the organism in Eukaryota, Metazoa, Chordata, Actinopteri, Cypriniformes, Catostomidae.